UCUAUGUCUUACAUGGUUGCAAUAAAAAACUUCGGUCUAUUCGUCCUUCCUCCCCCUCUCUUUGUUCUUACACUUUUUUGGGAGAGAUCUCCAUGUUCUUACACGGUGAUAAUAAAAAUUAAUCUCCCCAUUCAUCCCCACUCUCUCCGUGCAUGAAUUAGUCAUAAAUGUCACGUUAAUCAAGUGUUGGUCCAUCCUUGUAGUGAAGGGCAUAUGCCAUAUAAGAUAGGGAGAGAGAUGUGGCACUCUGAUCUUCAAUUGUUUUUUUAAUUGUUCACAAAUCACAAGACCCACAUAAUCAACCAAGGAUAAAAUCAUCUAUUAGCGAAAACAAUUUAGACUUUUUUUGUACUAGGCAAAAACGAUAUUAAAUUGAGACGAGUUAAUGCCGUUGUUCUGUGGAGGGUUGCAACUUACUGGCCACACAACACAAGUUAGGCAACAACUCCCAUAUAGAAGGAAGGAAGAAUCUGACAUCCAACUAUCCAAGUACGUAGGAGCUCUGUUUCCAGUAGUAAAUGCUGCUUAUCAUGUUUUAGGAAGGUCGGUCUCUCAAGAGAACGCUUUUUCUCGUUCUGGGUAUCAUCAUUCAUCUUCAUCGAUCAUGGAGGAUGCGAAGUUGGGGCUUAGAUCCCCUGAAUCAGAGAGAUAUUCAAAAGAGUUGGAUGUUGCUGUUAGAGUCGUCCAAAUGGCUUGCUCUCUCUGUCAGAGGGUGCAAGAGAGCUUGAUUACCAAGGGCAUCAAUCAGGUUAAAUCCAAGGAUGAUGAUUCUCCUGUCACAGUUGCAGAUUGGAGUGUCCAAGCCACUGUUAGUUGGAUGCUGUCUGAGUGCUUUGGGAGCAAAAAUGUUGCAAUUGUUGCUGAGGAAGAUGUCCAAACUCUUUCCAGGGCUGAUUCUGUAGGCCUGUUGGAAACUGUAGUUAACACCGUGAAUGAGUGCCUCGCUGAAGCUCCUAAGUAUGGCCUUAUAGGUCCCACUAGGGCCCUUGGAACUUCAGAGGUCCUGGAGGCCAUCAGCCGAUGCAACUCAACAGGAGGGCCAACUGGAAGAUAUUGGGUGCUGGACCCUGUUGAUGGUACAUUGGGAUUUGUACGGGGUGAUCAAUAUGCUGUGGCUUUAGCAUUGAUAGAGGAUGGAGAAGUUGUAGUUGGAGUUCUUGGGUGCCCCAACUACCCAAUGAAGAAGGAGUGGUUAAAUUAUCACCAUCGCUAUUACAGGAUCAUGUCUAAGUUAUCUUCACCUUCAUCUGAAUCUUGGGACAAAGGUUGUGUAAUAUAUGCAAAGAGAGGAAGUGGAGAGACAUGGAUGCAGCCAUUGGUCCAAGAAAACCAGAGACUAACUGCAAAGCCAAUUUGUGUAUCCUCCAUUGAUGAUCCAGCACUGGCAACAUUCUGUGAACCCGUUGAAAGGGCAAAUUCAUCCCACUCAUUCACAGCAGGGCUAGCACACAGCGUUGGCCUUAGAAAUCAGCCAUUACGUGUCUACAGCAUGGUGAAAUAUGCAGCCAUAGCUCGGGGAGAUGCUGAGAUUUUUAUGAAGUUCGCAAAAACUGGAUACAAGGAGAAGAUAUGGGACCAUGCGGCUGGCAUACUGAUUAUACAAGAGGCCGGUGGUGUGGUGACAGAUGCUGGAGGGCGUCAAUUGGAUUUCUCCAAGGGCAUUUACCUAGAAGGUCUUGAUCGAGGAAUAAUUGCAUGCUCUGGGGCCAAAUUGCAUCAGAAGAUCAUCAGGGCCGUUGAUGCUAGCUGGGACUCCUCUAAUCUAUGAUGUUUCUGUUUAAUACUAAUGCCUAGUGAUGGAGUAUGGGACACCUUAUCAGUUGCUAUGGUAAGAACAUCAUAACAGUAGGUGGAACUCAGUUGGAAAACAUGCUGAUUUGAUCUGUGGCUUGGUGAAAUUAUGCCAUACAUUUGGAUCUAUUGGCAAUGAGUUAAAAAUGUCAUAAUAGUGGAACAAUUUUAUCAGGGAAAAUCAUACACAAUUUUGUUGAGCAUCCCCCACCCAUCCAACACACAGAUACACAAAAGAAAAAAAAAAAAAAAAAAAA
Molecule: messenger RNA, 2048 nt
Organism: Nelumbo nucifera (sacred lotus)
Lineage: Eukaryota; Viridiplantae; Streptophyta; Magnoliopsida; Proteales; Nelumbonaceae
Product: 3',5'-bisphosphate nucleotidase AHL-like
Biological process (GO): phosphatidylinositol phosphate biosynthetic process; sulfate assimilation
Molecular function (GO): 3'(2'),5'-bisphosphate nucleotidase activity
Source: RefSeq, a predicted model, not a curated record